GUGCGGCUGAGAACGAGACGUCGCGUCCGCAACGGAAACACACUCUGGCUUCAUUCGCGUACGUGUCAAUAUCAAGCGGUCAGCUGCAGCAAAUGCGACCCCUAAGCGAGUGGGCCGUCGAGCACGACAUGAACGGUUGCCGUGACGGCAUCCUAGCGCUCGCUCUGUUACCACAUGCAACUCUUGGGUUACAUGCUGAGGGUCUACGAUUACCAGUGCGCUUAGUUACCCACAGGUGCGAAGAAGGCAAAUGCAAGUCCAGCGAGCUGUGUAUUGUGUACCACUCAAUCAACCUUGUGGGCUUCGCCGCCAUCACCGUCAAUCUCUGGGAACCGCGUAACGGUCGUGCUUUGACAACCCUUUUCACAUGCUUUGUGUGUCUCUCGUCCGCCGCCUCAUUGCUUCGGCCAUGACCUUCUCCCACCAUCUACCAAUAGGCAAGCUACCGAGCAGCAAUGAGUUAGAACGUGGCUUCUUUCCGCAGAUCCACUUCCCCGCAGUCAUGUUCGUUCAGACGCGCCACGAGCCGUUGACGUAUUC
This is a messenger RNA of Baudoinia panamericana UAMH 10762, 540 nucleotides long. RefSeq lists its product as uncharacterized. The record is from RefSeq and is a predicted model, not a curated record. Bases 93 to 413 code for a protein of 106 amino acids. The transcript has 2 exons. NCBI's taxonomy places the organism in Eukaryota, Fungi, Ascomycota, Dothideomycetes, Mycosphaerellales, Teratosphaeriaceae.